Molecule: messenger RNA, 3584 nt
Organism: Ctenopharyngodon idella (grass carp)
Lineage: Eukaryota; Metazoa; Chordata; Actinopteri; Cypriniformes; Xenocyprididae
Gene: klhl40a
Product: kelch-like family member 40a
Exons: 6
Molecular function (GO): protein binding
Source: RefSeq, a predicted model, not a curated record
AUUUAAAUGUUGGCAUUGCUAGUUUCUAUCAUUUGAAGCUAUUAGAUGUAGGAGCCCAUGAUACUGAGCAUCUCCACUAGAGGGCUCCACCAGGUGGACAUUAUCUCUCAAAGCAACAGGCAGGCAAACUUCUGCUUGUCUCCUUUCAAAUCUUUUCUGAUUUCCAUCUUUUGUUUCUCUCUGCAACUCUUCUUUUCAAGUUGAUCACAUUUCACAUGUCACGUCUUGUGGCAUUCUACUGUCCUUUUUCAUAAUAUCUCCUCAGUAGUCCCAGUGAGAAACAUGUCAGCUGUUGGCAUGAUCUGUUUGGCUGGGGGAAGGGAGGGACAGGUUGAAUUUCAGGCCCUAAGUGUGGUUCAUUUGCGCAUUUCUAUAUAUAGAUGGACAGACAGUAGCUGAUAACUUGUGACAGCUGAGGAAGGAGGUCACACCAAAGCAGACCAUCCUCCGCCAUUUCUCUUUUAGUGUAACAGUGUUAAUACAGUCAGUUCAGUUCUGCAGUGGGAGAGGACCAGGACACCCCUCCCUCCUACUGAAAUAUCACAUCAAACCAUAACAAGAUGGCCUCCAUGUCAGUGGACCCAGUGACAGAGCCGCGGAUGUACCAGCAAACGCUCCUACAAGAUGGGCUCUGUGAUCUCCUGGAUGCUAACAAGUUUGUGGACUGUGUUCUGAAGAUCAGAGACAAAGAGUUUCCUUGCCAUCGGCUAGUGCUAGCUGCUAGCAGCCCUUACUUCAAAGCCAUGUUCCUGUCAGACCUAGAAGAGAGCAAAAAGCGGGAGAUUGUUCUAAAAGACAUCGAACCUGCGAUCAUGGGAAUGAUCCUGAGGUACAUAUACACCUCGGAUAUCAACCUGACUGAGCAGAACGUCCAAGACAUUUUUAUGGCGGCCAACAUGUACCAGAUUCCGUCAAUCUUCAGCGUGUGUGUGUCGUAUCUGCAGCAGAAGCUAGUUCUCAGUAACUGUUUGGCCAUCUUUAGACUGGGACUGUUGCUAGACUGUCCACGUUUGGCCAUGGAGGCGCGGGACUUCAUCUGCGACCGGUAUUCCCUCAUCAUUCGGGACCAAGACUUCCAUCAGCUGGGUCCCGGCGAGUUGGCGGCUAUCAUCACAUGUGACUCCCUGAAUGUGGAACGAGAAGAGUCGGUGUUUGAAUCACUCAUGGACUGGGUGGAAUAUGACACGAAUGAGAGACUGAAAGACCUGCCAGAACUUCUACACUGCAUACGUUUCCGUCUUAUGCCGACAAGUUACUUUAAAGAGAAAGUGGAGGGGCACAAAUUGAUCAAGAUGAAUCAGGAGCUCAAGAAGGAGCUCCAGCUUAUCAAGGAUGCACAGAAAGGACUGCUACAUAGGGUCAAAAGGUCAUCGCACAGAAAGGAAGGCGCAACGGUGGAUUCUGAAGACGAGGAUGAGGAGGGUUUGCUGCCGGGCAUCCUAAAUGACAACCCACGUUUUGGAAUGUUUCAGACAGAUCUUAUUUUGAUGAUUAGCGAUGCAGGAACAGUGGCGUAUGACAAUGGUGGAAACGAGUGCUAUAUGGCGUCUUCAUCCACCGAGAUCCCUAAGAACCACUGCAGUCUUGUCACGAAGGAAAAUCAGAUCUUUGUUGCUGGAGGUCUGAUGUACAACGAGGAGAACAAAGAACAGCCGUUCAGUUCGUACUUUCUUCAGUUUGAUCCCAUGAGCUCUGAAUGGCUGGGGAUGCCCUCACUACCAAACCCUCGCUGUCUGUUCGGUCUGGCUGAGGCUGAGAACUCCAUUUACGUGGUGGGAGGAAAAGAGCUGAAGGAGGGAGAACGUGCACUAGAUUCUGUUAUGAUCUACGACAGACAGUCAUUCAAAUGGGGAGAGUCGGACCCUCUUCCAUAUGCAGUUUAUGGACAUGGAAUUGUUUCACACAAAGGGCUGGUUUAUGUAAUAGGUGGAAAAACCUGAGAGCAAGUGAGAAAUGCUUGAAGAGAGUGUGUGGUCUAUGACCCCACUAAAUUUGAAUGGAAGGAUCUGGCACCCCUGAAAACUGCCCGCUCGCUGUUCGGCACUGCUGUUCACAAAAACAAAAUUUAUGUGGUGACUGGAGUCACUGAUAACGGCCUGACUAGCAGUGUGGAAGUCUACGACAUCGCCAGCAACUCCUGGUCAGAGUUUGUAGAGUUCCCUCAGGAAAGGAGCUCUCUUAAUCUGAUCGAACUGGGCGGCUGCUUGUAUGCUGUGGGGGGUUUUGCUAUGAUGCCCAAAGAGACCACCGAAAAACUGGAGCCCACUGAAAUGAACGACAUAUGGAAGUUUGACGAGGAGGAGAACUGUUGGAACGGGAUCCUGAGAGAGAUCCGUUAUGCUGCAGGGGCCACAGUUCUUGGGGUGCGUUUGAACACCUUGAGACUCACAAAGAUGUGAUCUACAGCUGUCAUCUAUAGACAAAACACACAUAAAACAAUGCCGCCCACAUUUUCAUAAACCAGCAAUACAUAUAUUCCAUUGAAUCAUAAUGAACAUAACAGACCUAGCUUGCUUAAUGUUAAUAUAAUUUGUUUGUGAUAGAUCUUAAGGUAUAUACUGUAAUAGAUCAAUGUUUUAUAUCCAAGUUGUUAUGAAUUUCACUGGGUCAGUGUAUAGAAGAUCUUAGUAUGAUGCAAAUAGUCUAUAAAAGACAUUCUGCUGUUCCAAGAAAAGGAUGGAGAUAAAUACAAGACCCUCUAUUUUUUCAAAAGAAUGCUUUGUUAGUCAUUGUUGAAUAAUUUGACCUUAUUUAAAUGUCCAUGUACAUUGAUUUCUAUCAUUCUAUUAUGUUAUUUUAGAUGACAGCGUAACAUUUUGCAAUUAUGACCAAGUGCAAUGUUCCUAUAUUUUAAAAAAAAAGAGAGAGAAAUGAAUGGCAAUGACUGAACAAUAAUCUAAUAUACUGUAGACAAUGACCAAACUAAAUGAAAACACUAACAACAUAACAGUUGUCUGUAGUAAUGUCAGUGCACAUAUUGUCGUACACCCUCCAAAGCCAAACAAAAAUAAAAAUAAGACAUUAAGGUAAAGGAAUUCAAGUUUAUAUUAUAUAUGCCAUCUUUUUUGUGCUGAUACUGAUGUUGACUUUCAUGAUGGAUCUACACGUUCAUGAUUAAUAGACAGCUGACACACUGACACAUAAACACACUGGAAUAAAGAGAUCUGAACACCUCUCAGGUUUUGGAACAUAGACCAAAAUAUCUUAAUUACAUCAACAGAAAUCUGCAGAAGAACUGCAGAAAUAAGAUUGUAAUACCCAAUUCAUUAAAAAAAUACCAAAAAUACUGCUGUGUAAAAACAUUUAAAGAUUCUUGUCUACAAGUGCAAAAAUGACCAGUUAAAAACAAUAAAAAAUAUAUAUUUUAAUUCAGAAGAUACAACAUUAGAGUCUGCAUGAGACUGUGAGAGGUGGGUGUAUAUAUAAUAGUGGAGAAUAACUGAUUUUUUUCAUUAAUAAUAUAAUACGUUCUCUAAUAAUUCACCUGUUAAAGGGGUGCUGUGGUUUUUAUGACCUACAAUAACAGCAAGUUUUACCUAAACACAUUCAUGAAUUUGAACAUUACCAAAAACACAAAACCUCAA